This is a messenger RNA of Linum tenue, 887 nucleotides long. The record is from the annotation of a GenBank genome assembly. NCBI's taxonomy places the organism in Eukaryota, Viridiplantae, Streptophyta, Magnoliopsida, Malpighiales, Linaceae.
AGCAAUCCCUUUUCUACUGUCCGCCAUUGCUGCAUUUAUUUAGUCUCGGUAGAUUUGUUGUAUCUUGAUGUUAAUGGCAGUUUCUAAGAUCUCUGCAACUUGUUGGUCAUUUCCAGGGCUGCGAUGCUUCGAUUUUGCUCGAUGACAGCAAUGGGAACGCGAGCCGUUCCAUUGAGAAGGACGCCAUUCCCAACAGAAGCUUGGAAGGCUUCGACGUGAUCGAAAUGAUCAAGGAAGAGCUUGAGGCGCGCUUGUCCAGGCGUCGUUUCAUGUGCCGAUACUCUCCCCCUCGCCACCAGAGACAGCAUUGUUUUGGCCGGCGGCUCGUUCUAUCCCGUAUUCACAAUACGGGAAGAAGGGACAGCACCGAAUCGUAUUACUCGGAAGCCAUGGCCGAGAUUCCCAGUCCGUAUAACAACAGCACUCAAACUCUCGACUUCUUCGCUCGCAGAGGCUUUGAUGCGAAAGAAAGAAACCAUUGCUCUUCUUGGGACUUUGCUAGAACCAUAGUGAAGAUGUCCAACCUCGAUGUCCUGACUGGAGCUCAAGGAUUCUCAGUUUCGGCUUCAACCCUGUCCAUAGUAAGCUUUUCAUGCUGUGAAUGUGAUAUCUCCUUGUAUUUCUGCCUUGGGGCUCACUGUCGUGAAGACUCAACUUCUACUUCUGUAAUACACGAUUUAGACCUCUCAACUCAUAAAUACAGCUGGUCAGGAAAAGCCAGGGAAUGUAGUUUCAAGAACACUUUCUCCACCGAAGCCAAGUUUAUCCCAAACCCAUAACUCUGUCCUCCAUACUGCACAUAGAGAUAAUCCUUGGGUUUCUCCGGUGGGGGCAAUAGCCGAGACAACUGCGGAAAAUCUGAUCCAGGCGGAGGAAUAACUUCUCCU